Messenger RNA from Suillus subalutaceus, 1839 nucleotides. RefSeq lists its product as uncharacterized. The record is from RefSeq and is a predicted model, not a curated record. The transcript is spliced from 5 exons. The coding region runs from base 1 to 1839 and encodes 612 amino acids. Lineage: Eukaryota; Fungi; Basidiomycota; Agaricomycetes; Boletales; Suillaceae.
AUGCAAAACGUUGCCGAAUCCCUAACUGCCGUUUUGGGCUCCGCCGGAAGUUACUGGCUGAGUCCAAAAUCUCAAAACAACGAUUUGUUGACUCUGCAACUUCGUCCUAACACAGCCUCUCCCACCUCUAAGUUCUUCUUGCCAUCUCCUCGUUUCUCUCCCGUUCCGCCGGCGAAUGCCGAGGCUGGAUGGGAGGGACGUGCACUUACUGGCGACUCCCUCAAGCCCACAUAUCCGGAUGACGCCGGAGUUGGAGGAAGUGGCGCCACUGUUGGAGAUGGAGUGAGUAUGUUGGGAGAAGAGCACAACGCCUCCCUCCAUCAUAUCCUGGACCCUGCUUCCAUUAUAUCGCCUACCCCCAGUGGAUUGCCAGUGGCGCGUGAGGUAUUGUGUGCUCCCGCCACUCCUGCAUCUACUCCCACCUUGGGACCUGACCCUCUCUUCUCUCCCCAAUCCGCAGCCUCUUUUGAUGGUGCCGGCAGUGACCAUGAGCCAUCUGCUCAGGUCCUGACGGCAAUCAACGUCUUGCAGUCGCCGUUCCUUCAGGUCCCAAGUCCAUUUAGUGUUCUUCCAGCGCCGUCUCUGUCUGCCCAGGCCUUGCUGACAAAUGAUGUUCUUCCAACGCCGUCUCCCUCUCCACAGGUUCUGAGGGCCAACCAUGUUCUCCCAACGCCGUCUCCACCUGCUCAGGUUCUGACAGCCAAUAGCGUCUCUCUAACCUCGCCGUCUGCUCAAGGCCUGAUGGGCAACAAUGUUUUUGCAACCUCGCCGUCUCCUCAGCUCUUAGCGGCUACUAAUGUCUUAGCCGGCUCUCCAAUCAUCUACUCUACUCCUACCACACAUGAUAGCGCCUCUCACUCUAUUCCUUGCCCCAACCCUGUUGCUAUAUCUUCUCUACCUACUCCUUUACCCAGUGCUGAAGACUGGCGCUCUAUUUCUCCUUCACCCUCUAUGCCACUAGACACAGUCCUCCCCCAGCCUUAUGUUGAGUCUUUUGUGCGUUCGUCAGCUGGUUCACCCAGUGAUGAGCUGUGGGUUGACGCUCGUCGAGUUAUUCAUGUCACAUCCGUUUCUAACGGGCCGUAUUACCUUCCGUCAAUCGAACGAGUCCGUUUUCUUGAGUCCCCUACUACUGUGCCUUCCUGCAAGAGUCCUGAGUCUACUGUGCAUGACCCUGAUAGUCCGCCGCCCCCAUAUGCUCCUAGUCAUGUGGACGAGUUCGUCCGCAUGACAACUGUCCUGCCGGUGCUAGAUGGUCAUCAGUACCUCCUGGACUACUUUGCUUCUGACCUACCUGCCAUAUGUGACGAGCAUCCUCGCGUGCUCGACGACGUCGCCGAUGAAUAUGUGUCUUACUUUAAACGUUCCGUCGAGAAUGUCACUGAGCCCUUCCCAUCUCCUGGACCUAGGUCCGAGCGCGAUUGGGAUGAUCGUGCUCGGGACCUUCUCGACCAUCGAGCUCAUAGCCGCGCGCUGAUUGCUAAGCUCGAGGACAGUCUUUCGCCUCGCAUGUUGCACGAGGGACUUCGACGUCCGAGCGUUCUCGCAUGUGACCCCAACCAGCGCAUUGUAGCCGAAUUCCACGGGGAGCAUGUCCUUGCAUCCUCGAUCAAAGCGGCCCUGCUCCUGCCUUAUCCUGACCCCAACAUUGUACACUCGCUUGUCGAAGAGCAUGUGCUCGACGAGCAAGACGAGUUCAAAGUUAUCAAAUAUGCUCGAGCGCGGGACCGUGCGCUCGAAAUUCGACGACUUCGUAUUUGCGCGUGUUUCGACGAUGACUCCGAUAGCAACGACGACGAACAGGGACCCUCGGAGUCCCAUAUCUUCUUCUUACCUUAA